This is a messenger RNA of Cucumis melo (muskmelon), 1365 nucleotides long. Its product is annotated as protein trichome berefringence-like 7. Lineage: Eukaryota; Viridiplantae; Streptophyta; Magnoliopsida; Cucurbitales; Cucurbitaceae. The transcript is spliced from 5 exons. Gene Ontology annotation, cellular component: Golgi apparatus. Bases 1 to 1365 code for a protein of 454 amino acids. The record is from RefSeq and is a predicted model, not a curated record. Gene Ontology annotation, molecular function: O-acetyltransferase activity.
AUGGGAGAAGAAGACAUUGAAGAAUAUGAUGGUAUAGAAAUCCUCCAAAUCUACAACUUCACCACAACAUCCGAAACCCUAGAAGCCAGUCCAUCCGCUAAAUUCACGGAUUGCGACGUGUUCGACGGACGAUGGGUGGAAGAUGACUCCAGGUACCCAAUCUACAACUCGACAGAUUGUCCAUUUGCCGAGAGAGGUUUUAGUUGCUUUGAAAAUGGGAGAAAGGACAAGGAGUACUUGAGAUGGCAAUGGAAGCCAAAGAAGUGUGAGAUUCCGAGGUUCGACGCCGAAAAAGCGUUGGAGAUGUUGAGGGGGAAGCGUGUCGUGUUUGUGGGGGAUUCGUUGAGUCGAACGCAAUGGGAAUCAUGGAUAUGCAUGUUGAUGGAGGGAGUGAAGAAGAAGGAAAGUGUAUACGAAAUCAAUGGGAGUCAAAUAACAAAAACUAUUAGACAUUUGGGAGUGAAGUUUAUGGAUCAUAAUAUCACUGUGGAUUUCUAUAGAUCGGUGUUUUUGAUGAACAAGACUUAUAACGUACCUGCGGGUGCACCUAAAAACGUUAGGAUGACCGUUCGAUUGGAUUUGGUGGAUGAUAUUAGUGAUCAAUGGAUUGAUUCAGAUUUGUUGGUUUUUAAUACCGGAGGUUGGUGGACUCAAAAUCGUCUUUUCAAUGAGAUGAGAUGUUUCUUCCAAAUAGGGAACUCAUUGGAAUUCGGAAUAUCGGUGAUUGAUGGGUACAAGAUGGCAUUAAAUACUUGGGCUGAUUGGGCAGAAGCUAAUAUCAACCCCAAUAGAACUACCGUUUUCUUUCGCACUAUUGAGUCUACUCAUUGGAGAGGUCCUAAUCAAUGUGAUGUGAGUGAAAAACCAUUAAAUGAAACAAAAGGGAAAGAGAAGAGUGAAAAAUCAGACAUAAUAAUGGAGGUUUUGGAGAAGAAGAUGAAGAGAGUUCCGGUGAAAAUUAUGCAUUUAACACCAAUGGGAUCUUAUAGAAGUGAUGCUCAUGCUGAGUCCAACCCUAAUCUUCAACCUUCUUCCUCCAGCAUCCCAGAAAAUUCCUCUUCAAACAUCAAUCCCACUCCAACUCCACCUUCCGUCAUUGCCCUAUAUGAAAACUCAUGCUACCUUCAUCACUCUAACAACACCAAUCUAAUCCUUGUAUCUGAUCUCCUCAUCGAAUCAAACUAUACUUCUUGGAAUUGUGCCUUCCUUCUUGGCCUCACCGUGAAAAUUAAAGUUUACUUCAUUGAUGUAACUCUAACAUGCCCCAUAGAUGCCCUUCGAAGUUCUUGGAUCAUUUGCAACAGUAUCGUCACCACCUGGAUUUUGAACUCAGUUUCAAAGCUAUCUCUACAUUGCCUCGAGUAA